Molecule: messenger RNA, 869 nt
Organism: Labeo rohita (rohu)
Lineage: Eukaryota; Metazoa; Chordata; Actinopteri; Cypriniformes; Cyprinidae
Product: SLAM family member 5-like
Exons: 4
Coding region: 75-854 (259 amino acids)
Source: RefSeq, a predicted model, not a curated record
CUGACAGGCUGGAGCAGUUUUCAUCUUAGUUAUUAAAGACUUCUCUACAGGAAAUUUCUACAUUUUACCAGAAAAUGUUUUGCCAAUUAGUUUUUUGCUGUUUGUGCUUUGGGAAUCUGGUUGUGUUUGGUAACUCAGACGCAGUAAAAGUUGUGCAAGUGACGGAAGGUGAUACUGUCACUCUACAGACUAAUGUUACUCAACUACUGGAAAAAGAUCUGAUAUCAUGGACAUUUGGAGAUCCUAAGAGUUGUAUAGCUGAAAUCAAUAAAGAGGCUGGAAACUUCUCCAUAUAUGAUCAUGUUCCUGAUGGGAGAUUCAGAAAAAGACUGAAGCUGGAUCAUCAGACUGGAUCUCUGAACAUCACAAACAGCAAAACCACAGACUCUGGGCUUUAUGAAAUGACAAUCAAGAGCAAGAAAGACAACACAUACAGAUUCAGUGUUACUGUCUAUGCUCAUCUGCCUGUUCCUGUCAUCAGCAGCGAGUCUUCACAAUGUUCUUCAUUAUCAAUAUGUUCAUUGGACUGUUCAUCUGAGAUUGUGGGUCAUGGGUCUCUCUCCUGGUACAAAAAAAACCUAUUGUGGUCCAGUAUCAGUGUGUCUGAUCUCAGCAUCAAUCUCUCUCUACCUCUGGUGGUGCAAUAUCAGGAUAAAACCCCCUACAGCUGUGUGCUCAAAAAUCCCAUCAGCAACCAGACCACACAUCUCAACUUCACUCAACUCUGUGGGACAUGUGCAGUCACUUCUUCAGGAGGCCACGCCCAUUAUUGUGAUUUUAUAGAAGCUGUCCUCCAAUUGGUCGUCACUGUUCUGAUGGGAGUGGCUGCUGUGAAUGCUAUCGUUGGUCAAUGACGUCAGAUCGACAAG